Molecule: messenger RNA, 702 nt
Organism: Caenorhabditis briggsae
Lineage: Eukaryota; Metazoa; Nematoda; Chromadorea; Rhabditida; Rhabditidae
Gene: Cbr-tsp-9
Product: Protein CBR-TSP-9
Exons: 5
Coding region: 1-702 (233 amino acids)
Cellular component (GO): membrane
Source: RefSeq, a predicted model, not a curated record
AUGGCGUUAGGUAAUUCGUGCAUCAAACUUCUCUUCUUUAUCAUCAACUUUUUCAUUUGUAUUUUCGGAGCAUUGAUUUGUGGAUUCUCACUGUGGGCUAACCUGGACAAGGAAUUCGGCACACACUUAGGUGAUUUCGUUCGCCAAAUUGAUGGAAUUGACGUGAAACUGAUAAAUGAAAUUGCGGAGUACCAAGCCUCUCUCUGGAUCCUCGUUGCUGUUGGAGCUCUCCUUUUCAUUGUCGGAUUUUUUGGAUGCUGUGGUGCCGGAUGCGAGAGUCCAGUUCUUUUAGGAUUGUUCAUUUUCAUUAUUGUCAUUCUAACAGCCGUCGAGCUAGGUGCUACCAUUUUUGCUAUGACUAAUAGGAACGAGUUUGUGUCUUCCAUUCAACAAGUUCUCGAAAAAUCUUCUUCGGCUCCGGAACUUCGUAAAAACAUCAAGCCAAUUCAGAACAUGUUACAUUGCUGUGGAGCUACUUCUCAAACUCAAUAUUUAUACGUCAAAGACGGACUUUGUGGACCAAAACCCAUCGCGUAUCCUGACAAUUGCUUCGAUAGAAUCUCUCAUAUGGUACAGUCUUGGGGAGAAUCGAUUGUUGUUGUUGCAUUCAUUCUUCUCGCCAUUGAAUUAUUUGCUAUUCUUUUCUCAUGCAUCUUAUGCAGAUCAUCACAAGAUAUUCGUUACACUCCAUAUUAUUCUUAA